Molecule: messenger RNA, 4368 nt
Organism: Marchantia polymorpha subsp. ruderalis
Lineage: Eukaryota; Viridiplantae; Streptophyta; Marchantiopsida; Marchantiales; Marchantiaceae
Source: the annotation of a GenBank genome assembly
AGAGCGACACGACGCGGUGCUGCGAGGUUAAGAACGCGGAGCGGAGGCUGGAAUUGGUCAUGGAGAACCGGUUCCACUCGAUGGGGGUCGUCGUCGAAUGCGAGGGCGCCAGAGCGAUGGUGGUGGGAUUGGAUCGGUGGUGUUGUUGAUGCCCGGUGCGUGCGUGUGGACGCUGUGGGCUCGCUCGCGCUUACGCGGAGGAGCUCGAUCGGAGGGAGCUGCGGCUCCUCCUUGUCGCCUGUCGCCCCUCGCCCUCUUUGACGGGUGUCGCUUUCGGCUUCUUGUCCUCUCUCGCCCUCUCUCGCUGCCGGGUGUCAACGCCUGCGCCUGCUUCCCUCGAGCGCUUAUAAUCCGGCCUCCGCACUUUCUCGGUCUUUUCUUCUGCGCGCAGUUGGGAAAAGCUUCAAGAGUGUUAGAGUGCGCGAGUGAGUGAGCGAGCCAGCAGCGAGCGAGUGUCAGUUAUUAGGCCAGCCACUCAACGAUUCGGUUCCGAAUCCCUUCCUUCGGCCUUCGCCUCUCGGCUCCAUUUCUAGGCCCGUAGUCCCCGAGACGUAUCGCUGAUCUCUCCGCUGUCUGACAGGUUUGCUAGCGACGAGGGAGGACAGGAAGAGACGGAGGGUCGCCAAAGGUGGGGAAAAAACAUCGGGGGAGGAGAGGGAGGGAGGGAGGGAGGAAGACGAGCUGUGGAGGGCUCGGGGACGACGACCGUGGAAAGGUGGUGGACUCUGUGACGUGGGAAUCAAGAGGAUGAGUUUCCACUUUUCUGCUGCCAAAAAGUGAGGGUGGGUUCCAUGUACCGGAAAGCUGGCGUGCCGAGAGUUUCAUUCGGGCUCAUCAGAGAGUAUUUUGGCCCGACUGCAGGAGUUUCGUCACCAUCAAUCGUGACCUUAUUACUAGUAUAAAAUAAUUCGAGGAGCCGUGUGCAGACUCCGUGGUGGAGCUGGUCCUUCAGGAGGUCAGGCAGGGAAAGAGGCAAAGGGCGGAGGUGGCUCUGUCAGGAGGAGGACCGUCGACCGGACGGAGGAAGGGAGGGAGGGAGGAGGGUCGGUACUUGCGGUUGUUGUGUGUGUGUGUGUGUGCUUGCGAGAUUCGACGCCAAUCGGUGCGAAUCGUUUGGAGGAUUGGUAUAUGGUUUGGUGUGAUCCGUAGUUUGAUAUAUUCCCCGAUCAUAGCUCGAUCAUAUCGCGAGGGAGGUGCGCUGUUGUCGCGUAGUCCGGUGGACGCACGGCUUCACGUUCCGAAUUCGAGUGGUGGUCGUGGCGGUGGAGGUCGUGGAGAGGAAAAUGCACGAAGACACUGCUUCGUCAAUUAUGAAGUGUCAGGUCUCGUCUAGUAUACGGAGAUAGUUGUGUUGGUUCUGGUUUCUGUUGCCGGAGUAAGAUUUUACCAGAAGAUGAGGAAUCUCUGGGUCCGGAAAAUUCGUCCUGCGUUUGUUCUCGCCUCCUUCAUUAUAUUCUUCGUUCUCGUUAGACCCCAGGACCAUCGCCCAGCCGGAGCUUUCACGGCCGAAGAGAGGCCUGGGCAUCUGCGGCGCAGUUUGCUUACCAAGGGUUAUUCUGCGGGGGUUGACGGAGCUGAAGCGCUUCAAGGUUACGAUCAGUCGAAGCGGCUGACAAAUUUCAGGAAUCUACUCACCACAAGUGGAGACGAUAAUGGUGUAGAGGUCGGCUCUACAGAAGCAUCGUCUUCCGUUUCAGUCAAUGGGGGACAGGUUGCACAAAUAUCUAGUCGAAAUGAAAGUAUUGGAGUUGCUUCGGAGUCGGACCUGGAGCUUACUCCUCAGCGCACUCCUUGCGAGAAUGUGAGGGAGCAUUUGGGCUACCCUGAUUCCUGCUCGUACGUGAAGUCCAUACCUCAGUGCAAGUCUGGAACCCUAAUUGAGUACACUCAGUUUUUCUUCUGUACGUUUAAGGAUGCCGUGGUGCCAGCUUACAUCGCCCUGGCCAUCUGGUUAGUGAUCCUAUUUUACAUGCUGGGAAAUCAAGCUGCGGAUUUCUUCUGCUGUUCCAUAGAGAAGCUCUCGGCACUUCUUCAUUUGCCACCCACCGUCGCGGGGGUCACCCUUUUGCCUUUGGGCAAUGGAGCUCCUGAUGUGUUUGCCAGUAUCGCCGCGUUUGUGGGAGCUGGACAGGGCCAAGUUGGGCUGAACUCGGUGCUGGGAGGAGCGACAUUUGUGACUUCUGUGGUCGCUGGAUCCGCCAGUCUGGUGGUGGCUGCUUCGAAUGCUCCGGUUCACCUUGAUCGGCGUUGCUUUCUGCGUGACAUUGGAUUCUUCCUGUUCACUCUCGCCGUGCUGACCACGAUUUUGUUCAAUGGCGAGAUCCAUUUCUGGGGAGCCAUUGGGUACAUAUCUAUCUACGGAGCUUAUGCGGUCACUGUUGCAGCUGUGGAGUUUCUCAAGUCUCAUCGUCACAAGCUUGCUAACUGGCAACCGCUUGGUAACUGGCAACCUCUUCAGCCGCUUCUUCAAGGUCAACCUUCCUCCCUGAGUGAUGAUGAAUCGGGAUUUGGUGGCCCUGGGGGCCCAUAUACGGAGUUGUUUGACACCCGGAGGGGUUUUUCCUCUGCAGUGGAGACGACUUUGCCACAGUGGGCGUGGGCACCGCACGUUGCUAUCUACUCCACGACGAGCAACCUUCAAGAGGAACUGGACAGGGCAGACGCGGGUGGAGAGCGGACUCUGUGGGGCAAUCACGAGGCUCAAGUAGCUCGAGAUGUGAAGUGGUAUAGCGCUCAAGGACUGUGCUCGUAUAUCAUCGAGUGGCCACUCACUUUACCACGGCGCUUGACGACUCCACUGGUGGAAGAAGCGCGCUGGUCAAAGUUUUAUGCCGUUUCCAGUGCUGCUCUUGCUCCUUCUCUACUGGCUAUGGUUUGGGACGGCAAGGACAGUGGACCAUUCGGCAGUGCUUGGAUAGAGUAUGUCGUGGCUGGUGGAAUCGGUCUGGUCCUGGGUGGGCUAGCUUUUUUCACCACUGUGAGAGAACAUCCUCCCAGGAGAUACUUGUUUCCAUGGGCCCUGGGUGGAUUCAUCAUGAGCAUCGUGUGGUUCUACAUCAUCGCCAACGAGCUUGUGGGGGCCCUCGUCGCCCUCGGAGUGGUCCUGGAGAUCGACGCUGCUAUUCUGGGACUGACGGUGUUGGCCUGGGGUAAUUCUAUCGGAGAUCUCAUGUCUAAUCUUGCUCUGGUUGUCCACGGAGGCGAUGGUGUCCAAAUUGCGUUUUCUGGUUGCUAUGCCGGACCAAUGUUUAACACUCUGAUGGGGAUCGGCUUAUCUCUUGUGCUUGCAAGCUGGAAGAGUUAUCCUGAUAAGUUCGUCAUACCCCAAGAUCCGAGCAUUUUCUUCACCCUGGCCUUCUUGGUUGCUGGACUAGUUUGGGCUUUCAUCAUUUUACCAUCACGCAGAAUGCAGCCCACGAAAGGCUUUGGGAUUGGUCUCCUGGCACUCUACGCAGCGUUCCUCACUCUGCGUCUGGCCCUUGCAUUGGGAUUGUCCGUGUUCUUGAAUGACCUUUUCAAUCUGAAUAGCUAGUUAGUUCCGUAGAGACUGUAUGAUAAAAACCAUGCCAUGUCACCGAUGUGCUCCCUCGCAUAUCUGUUGGGUGUAUAUAUCUGGAGCAAACGGCACCGCCAUCGCGCUUUUACACGAACACUGCGACUUCGCAAAACGAGACGAUGGCUUUUUUGGAGCAUGUGAACAUAGUCCGCUGAUGACUAUCUACGAAUACUGUGAGUGAAAUCUAAAAUGCGUGCAAUUCGCUGAUGAAACGUUGGUCGAUGACCUUUUACUACUUAAAGUGGUUUACGUGCUCGAGUGGACAAAGUCCCUGUUCCUGUACAAUCACAGUUAGCAGGAAAAGCACACCAAAGCUUUUCAUCAAUGGUAAGCUGAGAAUAUUUUGCUUCGACAGGAUUGCUUCAUCUUAGAAAACUGUUAGAAGAUCAGUCCACACAAAUUUUUAAUCAUUUCUGGCUUAGAAUGAGAUGAAAAGUACUAGGAGUUUGCAGCUCCAGUUGAAUGUAGUAUGUAAUUCGCUCACGUGAGGUAGAUGUAGUCUGCUGUCUUGCUCUGUUUACUCAUAUUUAGAUAACUAGAGCUCGUAGAAUGAAUUUUUUUAGAUUUGAUACCUGGUCUGUAAAAUAGGCCCUUCCUGUACAUCUAUUUGUCCUCCAGCUUUGUCGCUGAAUUGGAGGGUUUUGACCGAAAUUUUCUCCGCCUAUUUCAAGUGUGUACAGAAUUGAAGGUGUGCUGGUUGGAUUCUCUAACGUUGGAAUACCUGGAGACAGUUUUCCGGCCGUCAGUUUUGUACCUUUGAAACUCAUAUUGAGUUUUUGUGUUACAGUGUUUGCCUCCGGGCAAGGGUUGGG